AAACAAGGUUGGGUAUGCCAGUAGCAAUAUAAUCAGCAACAAUGGAGUUCUCAAAAGUAGACACUAUCAUCAUCUACAACUGAAUCCAUUUCCAACCAAAUCCUCACAUGGAGGAGAAGCGCCGCGACGCCCGAAAUUUACCGGCAAACAGCACCGAUUCUCCGUCAUCGGAGCCGCCUUCUUCUCGUCGUCGAGCUGGAGCUCAGAAGCGAAAGGCAAGCACUCUCGGUGGCUCUAUCUCCUCAUCCGCGCCCUCGAAACGCGUUACUCGCGAAAAAUCUGCGCUUACACAUCCUCCAAAUCAUAACGGCCCUUUCACCAGAGCUCGAUUUGGCCCUAACAAUGUUGCUGGAGCAGCAUCGGCUAAUGGGGGACUUGCCUCCGCCGCCGAAUCAGUUAAGACGGAAGGCUCUUUACUUCAUUCCGAAGUUCAGCGUGGAGACGCGUUGGUCGCCGCGGCGGAGGAAUUGAACAAGGCGACUAGAUUGGCGAAUAUGGAGGCGUCUUUCGAAGCUGAUUUCGAAGCCAUUAAAUCUCGGAGUGCGAAUGCUCAUGUCGUUCCGAAUCAUUGCGGUUGGUUUUCAUGGACAGAAGUCCAUCCAAUUGAGGAACGUUCGAUGCCUUCUUUUUUCAGUGGAAAGGAUGGCACUCGAAGUCCUGAUAUAUAUAUCAAGAUACGUAAUUGGAUUAUGAAAAAAUUCCAUGCAAAUCCCAGUACGCAGCUUGAAGCAAAAGAUCUAUCAGAGCUGGAAGUUGGAGAACAAGAUGCUAGAAAGGAGGUGAUGGAGUUUCUUGACCAUUGGGGUUUGAUUAAUUUUCACCCUUUACUAUCCGCAGAAUCAAUUUCAACAAGUGAUCUUGACGAUGAAAGUCAAAAGGACUCUUUGGUUGAGAAGUUGUUUCACUUUGAAACAUUAGAAUCCUGCCCAUCUAUUGUUCCGAAGAUCAAUGUUACCACUGCAGCUCCACCUAGAUUGCUUAGAGAAUCUGCAAUUUCUGAAGAGUUGACGAGGCCUGAGGGUCCAUCUGUUGAGUACCACUGUAACUCAUGCUCUGCUGAUUGCUCUCGGAAACGUUACCACUGCCAGAAGCAGGCAGAUUUUGAUUUAUGUUCGGAGUGCUUUAACAAUGGGAAAUUUGAUUCCGAUAUGUCUUCAUCAGAUUUUAUUCUCAUGGAGUCCGUUGGGGUUCCUGGUGCUAGUGGAGGUAAGUGGACAGAUCAGGAAACUCUCCUCCUCCUUGAGGCUUUAGAGCUUUAUAAGGAAAACUGGAAUGAGAUUGCUGAACAUGUGGCCACCAAAACAAAAGCCCAGUGUAUAUUGCACUUCAUUCAAAUGCCAAUUGAGGAUACCUUUCUUGAAUCUGAGGAUAAUGUUGAAGACGGUGCAAAAGAAACUGUUCCACCUUUAACUGAAAAUGAUUCAUCAGUUCCUACUGAUAUCACUGAAUCAUUGGAUAAUAAGGCUACUGAAAAAGAGGCUUCGAAUACAGAAACUGCAACCAAGGAAGAUACAGGUGAGGUAAAAGUUGGGCUGGAUAAUUCAAAAUCAGAGGAUGUUGAAGGAAAAGCUGCUUUAGAUAACUCCAAAUUAGAAGAUGGUGAUCAGAAGGUUUCUGAAGACAUUGCCUUGAAUGCUUUGAGGGAGGCAUUUGAAGCCAUUGGUUAUGUAUUAACACCUGAGCAUCCACUUUCAUUUGCUGAUGUAGGGAACCCUGUCAUGGCAUUGGCUGCAUUCCUUGCACGCUUAGUUGGAUCAGAUGUUGCCAGUGCAUCAGCCCGUUUUUCUUUGAAAAGCAUAUCUCAGAAAUCUCCCAGUUUAGAACUGGCUACAAGGCACUGCUUUAUUUUAGAAGAUCCACCAGAUGUUGAGAAGGCCAAAGCUAAUUCACAGAGUAUUGUCAAUGUGGAAACUCAGAAAAAUGACAAGGAACAGUGUGCGAAACAGAGACCAGACAAUUCUACUUCAGUCUUAGAUGACGGAGCCCUAUCAACUAAUGACAGUAAUAACAAAAAUGGAGAAUUGGUGACAAAGGAGACUAUGGAUAAUGAAAAUUCUUCAGAUGCUAUUAUAGAACACAAUCCAAUUACUAAUCAUGAUUCAGAUAGAACAAGUAAUUUGAAAGAAUCGAGAGAACCAGAAUUACCUGAGGUUGAAAGAACAGGCAUUGUGAAGGAAUGUGAAAAUGUAGAAUCAAAAUCGACAUCAAAUCCAGUUGAAAAGUUGGGAGAAGGAACUUCUGCUGAAAAAUCAUCACAACCCAAGUUGUCACCAAAGGAUGUUCAUAUGUCAGAUUUGCAACAUGCUGAAAAAACUGAGAUUCAGAAGCAAGUUCCAUCUCAUUCUGCCAAAACUAAAAAAGAAUUAGAUGACGAGCCAAAUCAUUUACCCUCUGCAAACGAGCCUCAACCAACAAUUUCUGCUAAUUCAGUGAAAGAAGCCUCAAAAGAUGUAGCCAUUAUACCUGAUUCUCACAAUGAGAAUGAACCUGCACAAACUGAAACGUCUAAAUCCGUGGUUGACCAGGGAGCAAGCAAGGUCGCUGAUUCUUUGCCCUCAGCAGAGAAUGCAACUCCACUACCAGUAAAACCAACUUCGGUUAUUGAAAGAGGAGCAGCAGAUGAUAAUCAAAGCAAGGACAACAAAGAAGAAAACUCCAAUUGUAUGAGUAAAAAAGAGGAUAAAAUCGACAAGUUGAAGCGUGCUGCGGUUACGACACUGUCAGCAGCAGCAGUGAAGGCAAAAAUCCUGGCUAAUCAGGAAGAGGACCAAAUCCGUCAUCUUGCCAUGAUAUUAAUCGAAAAACAGCUGCAUAAGUUGGAAAGCAAGUUAGCAUUCUUCAACGACAUGGAUAACGUGACGGUGAGAAUGAGGGAGCAACUAGACAGGUCAAAGCAGAGGCUUUUCCAGGAACGUGCACAGAUAAUCGCUGCUCGACUAGGCUUACCUGCUUCGUCAUCACGAGGUGGGGCACCAACAUUACCAACAAACAGGAUGCCCAUGAACUUUGCAAACACAGUCCCAAGGCCUCCAAUGGGCAUGGUGCCCAAAAGGCCUCCGACAUCGGGACUGCCGGGUAUGGCUGCUUCUAACCCUAACCCCCAAUACCCAACAACCAGUACAACAAUUUCUGGGAGUUCAUUUCGCCCUGCAAAUCAGGACACACUUUCUUCUGUUGGGUCAAAGUAAAUCAAUAUUAGCUUGCAGGUUGAGAUCGCGACCUUUUUAAUACAGUAGAGUUCACUUCAGUUUACUGUGUAACCAAUUUGAUUUGAAUGUUGUAUUAUAUUCAACCAGGAACAGUUUUAAAUUUGAAAGGAAAAAGAAUCUAAUUCAGCCUGCCAGACUCUAUAGUCCUUUUGUAUUCU
Molecule: messenger RNA, 3367 nt
Organism: Cucurbita maxima (winter squash)
Lineage: Eukaryota; Viridiplantae; Streptophyta; Magnoliopsida; Cucurbitales; Cucurbitaceae
Product: SWI/SNF complex subunit SWI3D
Exons: 7
Coding region: 108-3188 (1026 amino acids)
Molecular function (GO): zinc ion binding; protein binding
Source: RefSeq, a predicted model, not a curated record